This is a messenger RNA of Sphaeramia orbicularis (orbiculate cardinalfish), 4970 nucleotides long. RefSeq names its product mitofusin 2 (gene mfn2). The record is from RefSeq and is a predicted model, not a curated record. Gene Ontology annotation, biological process: mitochondrion localization; mitochondrial fusion. Gene Ontology annotation, molecular function: GTP binding; GTPase activity. The coding region runs from base 380 to 2656 and encodes 758 amino acids. Lineage: Eukaryota; Metazoa; Chordata; Actinopteri; Kurtiformes; Apogonidae. Gene Ontology annotation, cellular component: mitochondrial outer membrane. The transcript has 18 exons.
GCAACGGAGGAGUGACGCGGAAACAACUAGCACUGGUAGCAUCACAGAGGAAACAUCGAUUGGUAGUUACUAAGGACAAGACGCGAUUGAUACUGAACAAUAUAGUGUUUGGAAAUUGCUAAACAUAUUUCUAAACGUCUUGUAGAAAUACAUUACGGGCAGUGAGCAGAUAUACCAAGAAGAAACCGGUUGUUCGCAAGAUAAGCUAAGCUAACUUAGCUGAAAUAUUAGUAGACGCCCCCUUCACUUAGCCCUAGCCAUUUAUGCUAAAUUUUGGCAUUCUGUCACAUAUUGCUAGCUACUUAGCUUACAGACAUUUCAGAAGUCGAGGUACCAGGAUGCCAGAGGAUUAUUUGUGAACGAUCUCCAGCUACGUGCCAUGUCUCUGGUUUUCCCGCGACCCAACGCUAGUACAGUCCACACCAAGAAGGAUAAGAGACUGAUGGCGGAGGUGAAUGUGUCUCCACUCAAGCAUUUCGUCACAGCUAAGAAGAAGAUCAAUGGGAUCUUUGAACAGCUGGGAGCCUACAUAAAAGAGAGUGCUACCUUUCUAGAAGAUACUUAUAAAAAUGAGGAACUGGAUCCAGUUACCACGGAGGAGCAGGUCCAGGAAGUCCGAGGUUACCUCACCAAAGUAGCAGGAAUUGGAGAGGUGCUAGCCCGCAGACAUAUGAAGGUGGUCUUCUUUGGGAGGACCAGUAAUGGGAAGAGCUCAGUCAUCAAUGCCAUGCUCUGUGACAAAGUGCUGCCCUCUGGAAUCGGACACACCACUAACUGCUUUCUGAGAGUGGAGGGUACCGAUGGCAAUGAGGCCUUCCUUCUCACUGAAGGAUCUGAGGAAAGAAAGAGCAUUAAGACGGUGAACCAGCUGGCCCAUGCUCUUCACCAGGAUGAAGACCUGGAUGCCGGCAGCUUGGUCUGUGUCAUGUGGCCAAAAGCCAAAUGUGCUCUGCUUAGAGAUGAUCUGGUCUUGGUGGACAGCCCAGGUAUCGAUGUGACCACAGAGCUUGACAGCUGGAUCGACAGGUUCUGCCUGGACGCUGAUGUGUUUGUUCUUGUGGCAAAUUCUGAGUCCACACUUAUGCAGACGGAGAAGUCAUUCUUUCAUAAGGUCAAUGAACGGCUCUCCAGCCCUAACAUUUUCAUCCUCAACAACCGUUGGGAUGCCUCCGCAUCAGAACCAGAAUACAUGGAGGAGGUUCGCAGGCAACACAUGGACCGCUGUACAAAUUUCUUGGUGGAUGAACUGGGUGUGGUGGACCGAGCCCAAGCCAGCGACCGCAUCUUUUUUGUGUCUGCAAAGGAAGUACUCCAGGCUCGAGUGCAGAAGGCUCAGGGAAUGCCUGAAACAGGUGGAGCUCUUGCAGAGGGAUUUCAAGCCAGAAUGUUUGAGUUCCAGAAUUUUGAGAGGAGAUUUGAGGAGUGUAUCUCGCAGUCAGCGGUGAAGACCAAGUUUGAACAACACACAGUGAGGGCCAAGCAGAUAUCAGAGGCUCUGCGCCGCAUUAUGGAUUCUGUACAUGUCGCUGCACAGGAGCAGAGCCAUUACUGCCUAGAGACCAAAGAGGACCGUCAGGAUCGAAUGGAGUUCAUAGAUAAACAGUUGGAUCUACUGACGUUGGACUGUAAGGCCAAGAUUAAGAAGAUCACAGAAGAGGUGGAGAGACAGGUGUCUAAUGCCAUGGCAGAGGAGAUCAGGAAGCUUCAUGUUCUGGUCGAUGACUUCCACCUGGACUUCCACCCGUCACUAGUAGUGCUCAAGGUCUACAAGAAUGAACUCCACCGACACAUCGAGGAGGGUCUGGGAAAGAACAUGUCAGAGAGGUGUUCUUCCACCAUCACCGCUGCCCUGCAGGCCACGCAGACUGACAUGAUCGAGGGUUUGAAGCCCCUGCUGCCCAGUGCUGCCAGAGAGCAGGUCGACAAGCUGGUUCCUCGUCACUGCUUCAGCCUUAGCUAUGACCUGGCCUGUGACAAGCUUUGCAGUGACUUUCAGGAGGACAUCAGCUUCCACUUCUCUCUGGGUUGGACCAUGCUUGUCAACCGUUUCCUGGGGCCCAAGAACACACGGCGGGCCCUUAUGGGCUAUAACGACCAGGUCCCGCGGCCAAUGGCCCUCACUCCAGUCAGCACCAGCAUGCCUCCUUUCCCACAAGGUUCUAUGACCCAAGAAGAGUUAAUGGUCUCCAUGGUGACGGGCCUUGCAUCUCUCACCUCACGUACCUCCAUGGGUGUUCUGGUGGUUGGCGGUGUGAUCUGGAAGGCGGUGGGCUGGCGUCUCAUAGCCCUGUCGGUGGGUCUGUAUGGGCUACUCUACAUCUAUGAGCGGCUCACCUGGACAACCAAGGCUAAGGAGAGGGCCUUUAAGAGGCAGUUUGUCGAAUACGCUAGCGAGAAACUUCAGCUGAUCGUCAGUUACACAGGAUCCAACUGUAGUCAUCAAGUCCAACAGGAGUUGGCCGGCGUAUUUGCUCAACUUUGCCAGCAGGUGGAUGUGACGCGUCAGAACCUUGAGGAUGAAAUUACUGACAUGAACAGUAAGAUUGACCUGCUGGACAGUCUGCAAAGCAAAGCCAAGCUGCUCCGGAACAAGGCAGGCUGGUUGGACAGUGAACUCAACAUGUUCACCCAGCAGUACCUCCACCACAGCAAGUAAGACUGCAUCCACCUGGAGGACUGCAUCUGUCAACACACCAAACUUAUAGGACAUCCUUGGUUUUAUUUUUAAAGUUAAUGACAAUUAACGGGAUGACAGAAAUGAAAGGUACAGUUGGGACGCUGGGAAGUCCGCGGUCACAAAAAAGACCACCAGAUCAACUCUUAAAUUUCAGAAAGAGAAAUAAGCAAAAAGGGAUUAAAAUCCAUGUGGAGCUCAGUGUGAAAAGGACCCUUACUGCUCUAUGCCUCAUUCCUGCCUUUCCUGAGACGGUGCAGCUGAGGUGGACAGUCUCUGCUGUACUGUCCUCUGUCCUGCUGAGGCUCCACUGUGUCCUUUUUCUCCGUUCCAGUUACCUGUAGAUGGAUGGAACAUUAGCCACACAAAGCAAAAGGCCAUUUGAAUGAGGGAAUUGAACAAAGCGGUCUUAGUUUAGAACGAUAAUAGAAAAUGGGUAGCGGACAAAAAACAUGGAAUGAAUCAGUUCUUCCUGGUGUACAUGAGCACUCUGACUGUCAACCCUGGUUCAGCGUUCUAUAUUCACUGAGUUUGUGGAGUUUGUUAGGAAAGUUUGCCACAGGGAAGACACUAUUGUGUUGACAUGAUCACAUUUGCCUCGGGCAGAGAAAGACAACUCUUCACUCUCACUGCUUCGUGAUGUGAGCACUACUUAGAAUUAUUCGUAUCAGUUCAGCUGUGGUUUAGUCUGGAUGAGCUUUUUAUGGUCACAAAGUGGACAUAGACUAAUGAGUGGGUUGUUAUGCAGUAACCAACUAUGAGAUGAUAUAUGGCCUAUGUAACUGGUACCACUCCCUAUAGGUCAGGGAUAGUAAACCUAGCAAAGGAUUAUCUUGUGUUAAACACCUGGUUUAAGCAGUAAGGUUCAUAAACAUACAUUAAUGCAGUAAUAAAAAAACUCAUGUUUCAUAAUGGUUUUGUCAAUAAAUCAGUGCAGAUCCAAACAAAGUGUACAGAAUGUUAUCAGAUCAUAUUAAUCAUUUCAUUCUUGUUCAGGUGUCUGAUAAGAGGCAGAAAAGUAAAUGUGAACAGCUGUAAAGGGAAAUAUCUGGAUGCAAGCACCUAUGAGGCCUAAAUGGACACUGACUACAUACUGGGUCACAGUAACUGUGUUUCCAAAAUAUGAAGGAGUUGUAGUACUACCAGAUAUUAUUCAUACUUUAUCGAAGAUGCAGCAAACAGCCGAGUUAAAUGUAUAUAAUGUCAGAAUUUUAUCAAAAAAUGUUUCCAACAUUUCCCCUUGUGUAAAAAAAAAAACACCCCAGGCAAGUGUUUUUUUGUGAAAUUGAUAGUUAUUCUAAAUGGUUGCAUUUUCCGUAUAUAUCUUCUGAUGUAAAACUUCAUAUUUCACAUUAAUAUCUAUAUGGAAACACCCAUUGCAGUAUGAUGUUCUGUGACGUUCACAGGUUCAUUGGUCUGCUGUGUGCCUGAUGACCCUGGUACCAGGCCCCAUAAAAACAAGGGAAAUGUAGUUUAUGAUUGGACAACAGUCACAUAAGCUAAUUUAUGAUGUCAUGGCCCAUACCUAACUGUUCCGAGAAGGUGCAUUUUUUUUUUUUUUUUUUUUUUUUUUUUUUUUUUUAAGUUUUUUGACUGACAACAGAGCUCUGUGGCACAUGAGAAAAACUGUUUGGGUCUGCACAUGGGAUAAUUCUGACUAAAAAAAAAAGAAAAUCCCUCACCAUUAUGAUCAGUUUCCACUGCAAAAUCCCACCUGUAGGUUUUCAGAGAAACAUUCGUACUGUUGUUUCUUGCCUAUGUGUCUUGUGGAUAAUACUCCGUAUGCUUGGAUGCUUUUAUUUUGCACUAAAUGCGUCUGUGGGUCAGACGACAGAGCCUGGAAAGUAAUCUAUGCAUCUGUUGUGCUCAUGAUGUUUUAAAAGAAAGUGCCACCAAUCUGGAUCUAUAUAUAUUUAGGAACUUUCACAUCUUAUUUACCACUAGGCUGAAUAAAAGUAUCUGCCUUGUGAAUAGAAACAUGGGGCAGAAUGAGAUGAACUCAGAGUGACUGUCUAGUUCAUUUUGGUUUCACUGACCAAUGCUAAAAGACGCCAUACACCAUAUGUUGCCAAGUGAGAAGAAAAGAUGCCUAGAAUGCUUUUUUAAAGGAUUUCUCUAAAAUGUAAAACCACACUAGUUGUGUUUAGUUGGAUAUGAGACAGUAAAAGGUAACUGCAUGCAGUGAUUGUUGUAGUUUUUUGUCUUGCUCAAAUGUUUAAGAUCAUGUAUGUCUGUAAAAAUAAUCUAAAUUAUAAAUAUUUAAAAAAUGCAUAAAUGAAUAAAAGGUUGCACAGUC